ACAAAAUCCUCAACACUAAGCUUGUAACUUCAAGCUAUCAUCUUAUAAUCCCAUGGAAUCAUAUCCUUGAUCAUGGCGGAGCUUGCGAUUGGCCAAACGGUCGAACUCAACGACGGCCGAACAGCGACCAUCCGCUUCAUCGGCCAGACUGAGUUUGCGCCCGGGGAAUGGAUUGGGGUCGAGCUGGAGGAUAACGGCGGGAAGAAUGAUGGCAGUGUUAAGGGCGAACGAUACUUCGAAUGCGAGAUGGGAAGGGGGAUGUUCGUUAGGCUGGCAGCGAUUACUUCAAUCAUCGACCAACCUCCCCCAGUUACGAAGCUGGCGGGAGUCAAGAAGGCAGCAAGGCCAAGCAGUGUUACCGGCUCUGGGCUGGGGAAGAGAUUAAGCAACGCACCAGAUCCGGCAGCUGGGAAACGGAUGAGCAUGAAUGCUGCCAGUCCGAGUCCUGCGGCAAGGGGAUCUCGACCCUCGAGUAUGCUCAGAUCUCCAACGAAAUCCCCUACGAAGCAACUUUCUGCAACGACAUCGAAUGCCUCUACACCACGAACUGGUACCCCUUCCAACGCGAGAAACCCCUCCGUUACACUGUCGAAACCCAGACCAAGUGUUGGAGGAGGUAGGACUUCGAUGGGCCCACCGCCCCCGCCAGCAGCAGCACGUACAUCAAGACCGUCACUGGCAGGCGGUCCAAGUAUAGGGAACCGGACAUCAGCACCCCCAGCCAGAGCUACAAGCGGGCGAAUGUCACUUUCUGCACCCAAGCCAAGAUUUCGUCCUGGGGAACGGGUUGGGUCGAUUGGUAGCCAGUUGGGCAGUGGAAAUGCAAGUGAGGGUAGUGGGCAAGAUACAGGAGAUGAGAGUAGGGGAGCAUCGCCUAUCAAGAGCGAUCCUUCAGACACAUUAUCACCCAAGGCGGUGAGUCCUGUCUUGUCACGGACGUCUGCAGCGGAUCGACAACAUGCAUCACCGACUUCGAAUCGCAGCGGAGGAUCUCCCGCGGCCCAAAGAGCAACGGGGUCAAGUACGGCUGCCAGCCGGGAGAUCGAGGACAUGAAGACUAAGCUUCGCCUCAUGGACAAGAAGCGCAUGGAGGACAGAGACAAGCUGAAGACACUCGACAAGAUACAGGGUGAGCGAGACAAGUUUGAGUCAAUCAUCCAGAAAUUGCAGACAAAAUACCAGCCACAACAACAAGAGAUUACCGAACUGAGGAAGCAAUUGAAGGAAGCUGCUGCUCGUUUCGAGGAGGUUGAAAGUAUCCAGGCGGAGCAUGAUGUUGUUCUCGAGAUGGCUACCCUGGACCGGGAAAUGGCGGAGGAAACAGCGGAAGUGCUCAAAACGGAAUUGGAGGCUCUCAAGCAGAAGACCGAAGAGCUGGAAUUGGAAGUCGAGGUCCUGAGAGAGGAAAAUGCUGAACUUGGUGGGGAAAUGAGUCCUGAAGAGAAGACGAGUCAAGGGUGGCUGCAAAUGGAACGAAAUAAUGAGAGACUGCGGGAGGCUCUGAUGCGAUUGCGAGAUAUGACACAGCAAACUGAAGCUGAGCUUCGGGACGAGAUCAAGAGUUUGGAAGAAGACGUCCGAGAACUGGGUUCCGUAAAGGAACACUACGAGGUGGUCAAGGAGAAGCUUGCUCAGUCUGAAGCUACAGUCGAAGACCUUCGUCAACAACUCGACAACGCUCUUGGUGCCGAAGACAUGAUCGAAGAACUCACAGAGCGAAACAUGAGCAUGAGUGAGCAGAUUGAAGAACUCAAAGCCACGAUCGAGGAUCUUGAGAGCCUGAAAGAGCUCAACGACGAGCUUGAAAUCAACCAUGUUGAAACAGAGAAAGAGAUGCAAGAAGACAUCGAUUUCAAGGACUCCAUUAUUGCGGAACAAGCACGCCGGGCACAACAACAAGAGGAAGCGAUGGAGGAUAUGGAAUACACCUUGUCGCGCUUCCGUGAGCUGGUGACCAAUCUCCAGAGCGACUUGGAGGAUAUGCGAGCAUCUCAUGCUGUUACAGAGACGGAAUCUGAGCAGCUGAGCAGCAGGUCACGAGCUAUGAUGGAUCUGAACAUGAAGCUUCAAGUUUCGGCAGCCAAGACCCAGGUCAAGACCAUCGACCUCGAAUUACGACGACUUGAUGCUCAAGAAGCCUCGGAGCAUCUCGCAAUUGUCCAAUUAUUCCUUCCAGAAGCAUUCCAUGCUGACAGAGACUCUGUUCUCGCACUCCUUCGUUUCAAGCGCGUUGGGUUCAAGGCUAAUCUUCUCCAUGGAUUCGUCAAAGAGAGAGUCAACGGACAGUCGUCUACUGGGCAUGAGGACGAUAUCUUUGCUGGAUGUGAUGUUCUUGAUAAAUUGUCUUGGGUUUCUGCGAUGUGCGACCGUUUCGUCAAUGCCAUCAGCCAUUGCUCGACGGAAGAAUUUGCGAAGUACGAAGGUGCUCUGUACGAACUCGAACCCGUUGAACGAGCACUGAACGGAUGGAUCGACGGGCUGCGAAGAGACGAACUCAAGGAGAAGCAGUGUGCAAGCGAACUGCAACGCACUAUUGCACUGAUGUCUCACUUAGCGGAGGUUCACAUCUCAACUGGUCUGGCAAGCUAUGCUGAUGAGGUUCACAUGCGAACUCUUGUCAUGCAGAGCCAUCUUGAAAAUGCAGCAGCAGCAAUGUCAGCCGCAAGAUUCAUGGUCCAGACCAAGAUUCCAAGCCAAGGAGAUGAGGAUGAGCUUGCUCAGCAUUUUGCCCGAAAGACUGACUCUGUGAUCACACAAACUCGAAGUGCAAAGGUCAUCAUCAGCAAAGCUGUAAGGGCUCUGGAGGAUCUCAAGAUUCGGUCGCUGUCUCUUGCACCGGAUACUCUCCAGGCAUUCGAGCAAUGCGAAAUAGCAACCGAAGAAUUGGCCAAGUUUUCUCGAGAAAUCGGGUUCGAUCUUUACACUCUGCUACACGAGGAAGGGCGAAAUGAGGCUUUCACAUACUUGGAGGUUCAAAGCAGUGUCCAUCGUACGACCUUGGCCUUGUUCGCAUCUAGCGAGUCAGACCUGUUCUCUACAUACUCCAAUAAGCUUCGGACUUUGACAUCUGCUUUGGUGGAACUGGCCGCUUUGGCUUCCGAUCUCGAGAUGACUCAAGAAUUCGAACGAGCUUCCGCACCUUGGGUUCUCAGAUCCCAGGAAUUGAAGUCAUCAAAGACUAUUCCUGUGGAUGCAGAGGAGGAAAUGCGUCGCUUGAGGGAAGACAACCACGAGCGUGCGAGACUCAUUGCCAUGCGGGAUAAAGCUCUCGACGAAGCUUCUGUCAAAGUCGAACUCUUGGAGAGCCGAAUGCGAGAUGCUACCAAGAAGAAUGAGCGCAUCACCGAAUUAGAGAAGAAGAUCGAGGAUGCACAGAAGCUCGAGGCUGAAUUGAAGGAGUCAAUCGAGUCCCAGAACAAGGAGAUUACGACUGCCGAGGCAGAACGAGAGAAAUGGAAGAAGAUCGCCGAGGACACAAAAGCUCUCGGCGUCGUGGCACCGGGUUCGAAGGCGGGCCAGGAGCGUGCCGUUGCCACUGCGCGGGAGAUGGAAGCUCUCAAGACCGAGAUCGCCAACUUGCAAGCUGCAGUUCGCUACCUGCGGGAAGACAACAGACGUGCCCGUCUUGGCGACUCUCAAGGAUUGGAGUGGCUGGAAGCACCUUUGACUAAACCCAAGCCCAAGGAGGAGCAACGCAAAGCUCUUGUACUCACCGAAGGCCAGGAUGUUCUCAACGAACUUCUCAAUCUUGGUAGCACCGCGAAGAUAUACGAUCUCGGCACGAUGCCAAAGAACAGACUUGCGUGGAGACCAGCUAAGGCGACGCCCCAAUACUUCGUUGCGAAGCAGAGAGAAGACUACGAAGCGUGGAGUAGCUGGAAGGAAUCUGUGGUCAAGAAGGGCCGGGUCCUGGAAAAACGAGAUGCCAACCGAGGCACGGAGAAGAAAGCCAGGGGCAAUUUUGCUGCAAAGGUUCAGCUGCGGCUCCCGGAUUUGGAGGGCAAAGGUAUCGGGCCAGGUGGAGAGGUGGAGAUUGUCAACCCGGAUGAUUUUGAGGGAUUCAGGGGAAGGCUUGGUUUCGUGUAAUGUACCCAGUAUACCCAGAGAGAUACCCAGGAGUGCUCUUUUUGGCUAUUGCCUGUACAAAGUACAUACUCAAUGUUAAUACUUGUACUGGUGCUGAAC
Molecule: messenger RNA, 4185 nt
Organism: Hyaloscypha bicolor E
Lineage: Eukaryota; Fungi; Ascomycota; Leotiomycetes; Helotiales; Hyaloscyphaceae
Exons: 2
Coding region: 73-4086 (1337 amino acids)
Biological process (GO): cytoplasmic microtubule organization
Cellular component (GO): nucleus; cytoplasm; microtubule plus-end
Molecular function (GO): microtubule plus-end binding
Source: RefSeq, a predicted model, not a curated record